Molecule: messenger RNA, 699 nt
Organism: Penicillium chermesinum
Lineage: Eukaryota; Fungi; Ascomycota; Eurotiomycetes; Eurotiales; Aspergillaceae
Exons: 2
Coding region: 1-699 (232 amino acids)
Source: RefSeq, a predicted model, not a curated record
AUGUCCAUCAGCAUGCAGGGCUCCGGAAGAGAGUGUGGGAAAACUCUCCUCGUAUGGCGCAUCUUUGCGUUCGCGAGCAUCCCGCUCAAAGUAGGACCCAUCGAACGAGAUGCUGAAAGUGCCUCCGACAGGCAUGCCCAAUCAUCCUCCAAUGAGGAAAUGAACUAUGCUGAAGCACGGCCAACUUUGCAAGAUGGCGAAUUUGGCCGUGUCGAUCCCACUGGCUGGUAUCCAUACUACAAGGUCUGCAUGAAGCAUUUCCUGGAAGUCGGCCAGUAUAAUCCUACCGUUCAAUCUUUGGCUUCCUUUUUGAACAUCCGUCUGCCAUUCCAAAACCCAUUGGGAAAUGGUACAACCACAUCGGACGCCGCUCCAUAUGUUUCUUUGCGGCUAUAUGUUCGGCGUCUUAUUGUGACCGCCCAAGACUCGCCCACGACCAUGCAAGCGUUUUUUGGUGACGACUGGGAAGCCGGCGUUGGGUGUAUCUACAAGCAAGAACGCUCGAACUACCUCUUCACAGCCAAAAGUGGUGGUUGGGCAUCGACGAAGGCUGCGUACGACAUUCUGCCCGAUGAGCAGGUGCCAUUCUUACGCCCCCUUCGUGAGCCAUCCGAGGAGGAAAUUCGCAUUGCCGAAGCACGGUGGAGCGAAUGGCUCGCCAUGGAGGACUGGAUGGUUGGGGCCCGCAGCCCGUGGUAA